Molecule: messenger RNA, 1685 nt
Organism: Manihot esculenta (cassava)
Lineage: Eukaryota; Viridiplantae; Streptophyta; Magnoliopsida; Malpighiales; Euphorbiaceae
Product: transcription factor MYC2
Exons: 1
Coding region: 127-1590 (487 amino acids)
Biological process (GO): regulation of DNA-templated transcription
Cellular component (GO): nucleus
Molecular function (GO): DNA-binding transcription factor activity; transcription cis-regulatory region binding; protein dimerization activity
Source: RefSeq, a predicted model, not a curated record
UGGUUUGAUUCAUAGGAUAAUAGAGCAUGUCCAUCUAAAAAUUUUCGUCUUUUUAUAUGCUUCCCUUUCUUUCUCAUUUUCCAUCCAUUUCUCUUUCAUUCUAAACACAAUAAGAAUUCAGAAGCCAUGGAGGAACUCAUCAUAUCUCCUUCUUCAUCUUCUUCUUUAGUCCCUUCUUCCCAGGAAACCCCAUCCACUCUCCAACAGAGGCUCCAAUUCUUACUCCAAAGCGAGCCUGACUGGUGGACCUAUGCUAUAUUCUGGCAAAAAUCACAUGAUGAAACUGGCCGCAUCUUCCUCUCCUGGGGAGAUGGCUAUUUUCAGGGCUUCGCAGAUAUAUCUCCAAAACUAAACACCAUGAACAACCACCUCCAACACCGUAUUCCUAGCUUCAACUCUGAGGGGAAAAGAGCCGUCAAGGGAAUCCAACCUCUCAUCGGCGAACCCCAUGACAUAGAUGUGUCCGUGAUGGACGACAACAAUGUCAAUGACGUUGAAUGGUUCUAUGUGAUGUCACUCACUCGAUCUUUCUCUGCUGGUGAUGGUAUUCCAGGAAAAGCACUUACCACUGGUACUAUGGUGUGGUUGACUGGUGGACAGGAACUCCAAUUUUACAACUGUGAAAGAGCCAAGGAGGCACGAAUGCAUGGCCUUCAAACCUUUGUCUGCGUACCUACUUGUAAUGGGGUUCUUGAAUUGGGCUCAUCUGACAUGGUCAGAGAGAACUGGGGCCUUGUCAAACAAGCCAAGUCUCUCUUUGGCUCAGAUGUCAGCUGUAUGAUUCCCAAAGAUCCCUAUCCCACCACACCACCCAUCCAGUUAUUCGACAUGAACAUUUCUUUCGCUGAUAUAGGCAUAAUUGCAGGAAUACAAGGAGGAGAAUCAACCCCUAAAGAGAAGUUCGCGCAAGAAGGCGAAGCAAAGAAAGAGAAUGCUAAAGCAGACCUGUCCUAUGUGGACUCCGAGCAUUCUGGCUCAGACUGUACUUUAGUUGAAUCGAAUAUAAAGGAAAGAACCCCGAAGAAGAGAGGGAGAAAACCGGGAAUUGGUCGGGACACACCACUGAACCAUGUAGAGGCCGAGAGGCAGCGGCGCGAGAAGCUCAACCAUCGGUUCUACGCCCUGCGAGCAGUGGUCCCAAAUGUGUCCAGAAUGGACAAAGCAUCGCUGCUAUCUGAUGCAGUUUGCUACAUAAACGAGCUGAAGGCGAAAAUAGAUGAACUUGAGUCACAUCUACAAAGAGAGUCCAAAAGGGUGAAAUUGGAAGUGGCUGAUAAUAUAGAUAAUCAAAGCACAACCACUUGUGUAGAUCAAGACAAGCCUAAUAAUUCCGGUGGAGCUGGGUUUGCACUUGAAGUUGAUGUUAAGAUUAUGGGUAAUGACGCCAUGAUUAGGGUUCAAUCUGAGAAUGUGAAUUAUCCAGGUGCUAGGUUAUUGUCUGCACUACGUGACCUAGAUUUUAAAGUGCACCAUGCUAGUAUGUCCACUGUUAACGAGCUCAUGCUUCAAGAUCUGGUGGUGAGAGUUCCUAAUGGUUUGAUAACUGAUGAGAACUUGAAAUCUGCACUCCUCGGAAGACUAGAACAAUAAAAUUAUUACUGUUGAUUAUUAUUUAUUAAUUAAUAUGUAAUGAAUGACGUAGGGUUUGUUUCAUUAUUGUCUUCUUGAGCACUUCUUAAUGUAGC